This is a messenger RNA of Catharus ustulatus (Swainson's thrush), 3183 nucleotides long. Its product is annotated as carboxyl-terminal PDZ ligand of neuronal nitric oxide synthase protein-like. The coding region runs from base 33 to 1952 and encodes 639 amino acids. Lineage: Eukaryota; Metazoa; Chordata; Aves; Passeriformes; Turdidae. Gene Ontology annotation, molecular function: nitric-oxide synthase binding. The record is from RefSeq and is a predicted model, not a curated record. The transcript has 11 exons.
CCGCGGGCUGAGGCGGCCGCCCGCCCGCCGCCAUGCCGGUGAAGAACCGGUACAACCUGGUGGACGAUGGCUGCGACUCCCGCGUCCCGCUGCACAACGAGGAGGCCUUCCAGCACGGCAUCCACUUCCAGGCCAAGUACAUUGGGAGCUUGGAUGUCCCCAGGCCCAACAGCCGUGUGGAGAUCGUGGCAGCCAUGAGAAGGAUCCGGUACGAAUUCAAAGCCAAGAACAUUAAGAAGAAGAAGGUGAGCAUCAUCGUGUCCGUGGACGGGGUGAAGGUGAUCCUGCGCAAGAAGCAGAAGAGAAAGGAGUGGACCUGGGACGAGAGUAAGAUGGUGGUGAUGCACGAUCCCGUGUACAGAAUCUUCUACGUCUCUCAUGACUCGCAGGACCUGAAAAUAUUCAGUUACAUCGCGAGGGACGGCGCAAACAACUCCUUCAGGUGCAAUGUCUUCAAAUCCAAGAAGAAGAGCCAGGCCAUGCGCGUGGUGCGCACCGUGGGACAGGCCUUCGAGGUGUGCCACAAGCUGAGCCUGCAGCACGCCCUGCAGAACGCCGACGGGCAGGCCGACGGUGCCAGCGACAAAUCGGCCGAGGAGCAGCCGCUGGAAGUUCACCAGAUAAAGGGCUCCAAGAUCACGGAUGUGGACGAGAUUGGCAUCGAUACUGGUGGCAUCUGUGUGUCCGAGAGGGGACCCAGAGAACUGCCAGGUGUCAGGGGGGACUUCAGCAUGCUGAAACCUGGGCAAACCUCAAAGGAAAAGAACGGCCAGGAUGCCGAAAACUGCUCCCUCCACCUGGCCAGCUCCCAGCAGCUGCUCAGCCCGAGCAGCCCCUGCUCCUCGGCCUCCAUCACCCCGCUGGCCUCCCAGCACUGCCUCCAGCUGCUCCAGCAGCAGCUCCUCCAGCAGCAGCAGCAGACGCAGGUGGCUGUGGCCCAGGUGCAGCUGCUGAAGGACCAACUGGCGGCCGAGACGGCGGCACGGAUCGAGGCGCAGGCCCGGGUGCGGCAGCUCCUGCUGACCAACCGCGACCUGCUGCAGCACGUCUCGCUGCUGGUGCGGCAGCUGACGGUGCUGGAGGCCCGGGAGGAGCAGCGGGAUGAGCAUCGGCAGCCGGUUGACCACUCCUUGCAAAACCUGUCCCUGGCCCAGUCCCUGUCCCUGAACCUCAAGAACCACUACAGCCUGGACGUGCACCUGCCGUCCACCUCCAGCCCCGCCAGCAUCCUGGGCAGCCCCGUGGCCCCCGGCUCGCUGCCUUCCCUGGGCCCCAGGGACUCCUACCUCAACCUCGUCAGCCUGGACAGCGGCAGCCACCGCUACAGCAGCAAGGAGGGGGACGAGUGCCUGGCGGUGCUGGAGGGGCAGGACGGGCUCAGCCGGCGCGUGGAGGGCUCCGAGGUCAGCGACUUCGCUCUGCUCAACGGGAGCAGCCGGCAGAAGGCAGAGGACACAGACAGAGGGGACGAGGACAGGCGGCAGCCGCCCAUUCCCAAACUCAACCCGCCCCCGCCCAUCCUGCGCAAAAGGUCAAGCAAGACGUCCCCGAGCCUGGAAGUGGAGGUGAAGCCCGAGAGCACUGCCCAGCUGAGCCUACCCAGUGCCAGCAUCUCCAGCCUCACCAGCAUCACUGCCAGCUCCCUCACCCUCUUGGACCCUGAGGCAAGGACUCCUGCACGGAGUGCUGCCUCCAGCACGGAGCCUGGCCCUGUGGGGACCUGCCAGCGCGCUCUGGGCAAGGACAGGACUGGAGAGAGCGGGCCAAUGUCCCCCUUGGCCACUGUCCAUGACCCAACAGCCAGCGAGACCCUGGCCAAGGAGUUGGUGGCCCUGGGCAGCCCCACGGACAGCUCACUGCCCUUCUCCCCUGCAGAUGACACCUGCUUGCACAUCAGCUUCUCUGAAGAUGAGUUGGACACUACCGUGGGGCCCAGCAGAGUCCCCUCUUAGUGAGGCCACAGUAGGUGGUAGCUGGUGGUUGGCAGCCCCAGCAGCUCCGUCCACAACUCUGUGCUGGGGGUCCCUGUGCCCAGGUUACAAGACAGGUCCCUUUCCUGUCCCUGUCCCACAUAACAGCUUCUCCUGCCACCUACAGGGGCACCCCACAGGACAGGACUGGCCAGCCCUGCCUCAGUCUGCACCAGCUCACACUGCUGUCACACUGCCAUCCUGUCCCUGCUCACACAGCCAGGGAUGCUCACAGCAGACAAUUCCCAGGGAGCUGAAGGGUGGACCCUGGGCAGGGCACGGCACAGUGCUGUGGGACAAGAGGCUGUUCUGGUUCAUCAGUUGCCACCUGUGGCAGCCUGAGCAGGGCCACACAGCACAGCCAUGGUGUCACUCCCCUGCCCAGCUCCCCAGGGCGUGUCCCAGACUGCUACCACACCAGGUCUCUCCAGGGCAGCCAGUGUCCACCAGCCCCACGCUGUGCCCAGCCCUGCUUUGGGGACAGCAGCCCCACCACUGUGUCCCCAAGCAGUGAAGCCACCACUGCCUCCAUAGGUGCCUUUUCCCACUCCCCAGCACCCACUGCCCACACAGGCUGGGCCACUCCUCUGAGGCCACUGAUGGGUGCAGGGCUGGCCCUGGGAGCCUGCAGCAGUGGGGUGACCCACUGAGGAAGGGUGCACCCCAUGAUGUCUUGGGGUCAGGCCAGAGAGCCCUCCCAUGCCCCCCAAGCUGCUGGUGUCUGCAGGCAGGAAGCUGCUCCUUCUGCUGAUUUUAGGAUGUUACAGUGUGGUUUGGGUUUGGUCUCAGAAACGUGAGUGUCCUGGGAAGAGUUAAAGUUUAAGGAAGAAGCCAACAGCAGGAUGAAGGGCAGGUUUUGUGGAGGGACCGAGAUGAUGCUCAUCUACUUUGGUUGGUUGUCAGAGGGUGUUGGGAAAGUGUCAAGAGAGUCAAGCUGGGAAGUGUCAAGCAGAAAUGGAGACUUGGAGCAGCUGUGCUGCCUGUCCCUGGCAUGGUGCUGCUCCUACAGGGAGAGGGGGGUGACAAGACAUGCACCCAGAGCCAGCCAUGGCAGUGACAGAGCCAGGAGGGAGCUGGGGACAGGGCUGGGGGUUGUAAAGCUCGGCUGGGCUGUCCCGUAGUGUGGUAGCGACAGCCCAGCCCCUCCAUAGGAUGCUGCAGUUUGGUAAUGGACUUUUAAAGAAAAAAAAAUAAAGGUGUCAGAUUUGCAGAG